UUCAGGCAGUCCCAACCUGAGCUUCAAGCACAUGGAAUCUUUCAGGAAGUCUUGGACCGUCUAAACGCGUAAUAUUAAUUUUUGUUUUAUAACGAGCCCCCCGGCUCUAACUUUAGUUCUGUUAUCAUCGGGACUACACUUUUUGGACGGUAUUAACGCGGUUGGAGAGCCAUUCCUGUACUUUUUGCUCGCUCCUAUAUCCUGUAUUCCUUCCCCGAGAUUGGCGCAGUGGUAUAGAAGUGACGCUUUGAAUUUCGGCGAAUUUUUUUUUUUUUUUUUUUUUUUUUUGCUCCAGACUAUCCAGACACUGCUUGGAUGAUCUAGACUCCGGGUGGAGCAAGACAAAUUAAAACGCUUGCACGGAACCUCCACCAGCUAUGCUUUUCCACGGGAUCUCCGGGGAUCAUAUUCAAGGGAUCAUGGAGGAGAUGGAAAGGCGAUCCAAAACAGAGUCUCGUCUGGUCAAAGGCGUCCAUAUCAACGGAAGGGAAACGACCCUGCCCACAAUGAGGCCGGAGAAGCCCGCGUUGUGCGCGGGAUGUGGCGGUAAAAUCUCCGAUAGGUAUUAUUUGCUGGCCGUCGAUAAACAGUGGCAUUUGCGGUGCCUGAAGUGCUGCGAAUGCAAGCUUGCCCUGGAAUCGGAGCUCACGUGUUUCGCAAAGGAUGGUAGCAUUUACUGCAAAGAAGAUUAUUACAGAAGGUUCUCCGUGCAACGCUGUGCCCGCUGCCACCUCGGCAUCUCGGCCUCGGAGAUGGUGAUGCGUGCCAGGGACUCGGUGUACCACUUGAGCUGCUUCACUUGCACCACCUGCAGCAAGACCCUGACCACGGGCGAUCACUUCGGCAUGAAAGACAACCUGGUGUACUGCAGGGUCCACUUCGAAACCAUUCUGCAGGGAGAGUACCACCCUCAGUUAAACUACACCGAGCUAGCAGUUAAAGGAGGCGGAUUGGCGUUGCCGUACUUUAACGGUACGAGCACCGUCCAGAAAGGAAGGCCGCGGAAACGGAAGAGUCCGGCUAUGGGUGUAGACAUUGCGACUUACAAUGCAGGCUGUAACGAGAACGACGGCGACCACCUGGGCCGCGACCAGCAGUCUUACCCGCCGUCCCAGAAGACCAAGCGCAUGCGUACGUCAUUCAAACACAACCAGCUCCGCACCAUGAAGUCCUACUUCGCCAUCAACCACAACCCGGACGCAAAAGACCUGAAACAGCUUGCCCAAAAAACCGGGCUCACGAAAAGAGUCCUGCAGGGAGAACAAAUCUUGGGGUAUUUCAGCCACUCCUCCCGACGUUUGAAAAUUCCCUAAAGUAUUAAAAGAAGGAAAACUUUGAUCGGAAUUCCUCACCGUUGAAGACAAAGACAAUUAGGAUAAAAUUUUUACAAAAUUACAAAAAAAUAACAAUCUAACAAAAAAUGUAAAAAUCGACCAUAAAAAUAUUUCCUGAAUGUCUGAGCCCAUCACCUGAGGAGAAGCCAGUGUAUUUUUUUUUAAGCUGUCAUUGUCAGACAAGAUUUGUACUGGAAUGAAGUUUUCGCCAUUAAAAAAAAAAGCUUGUACAUAUUCAUAAAUAUAUAUCAGAGCAACCUGGCAGCAAGUAGAAGGGGCAACUGCAUGAAAUAAAGGAAACAGACAAUAAAAUAACGUUCAGUAAUAAUACCCUGUUGCAAAACACUUGUACAAAGGCACAUGUACUACAGCAUCAGUGUGAUGCUUUUUUUUUUUUGUUACAAAUUUGAUUCUGAGUAUCAUGUGAUUUACCGUGAAACCCAGAACAGCAGAGCUGCCAUGACACGCGGGCUAAGCUCAGAGACGGACAGGCUUUGCCGUCUGCCUGUGCCAAAAGAAAGAGAAGUAAAAGAUAAGGAAGAAUCAAAUUUUGCAUGCACUUUUCCACUUUGUUGACAUUUCCUAAUAUGUACGGGAGAUAUUUUGUUUGAUGCAUCCGUUUUUGUUGUCGACAGUAAUAAACAGCUAUCUGGAAUUGCUUUCUUGAUGCUGUUGUGGCAUGACAUUGCGGGUGUCAUUAGGGCCCGAAGGUUUCGCUGAUUGCAUUUGAUUUUUUUAAUGAAGUCGUUUUGCUUUGAUAGUCACCUGCUUCCUUAUUGGAAGGACAGCGUGCUAUCCUGGCUGAAGAAUGUGUACAGUUGAAAAUGUAAUGAGGAAUGGCGUUAUGUAUGGACUCACUGCACCAAGCUGUUACUUGACUGAAUACAGGAUGCACAAUAGUCUUAAAAUGUUGUUAACCUAUGUGCAUGAAUGACGUAACCUACUUCUAAAAAGCCACUAGGUCUGUACACAACCUAAGUAAUGCCUGCCUUUACCAGAGUGAUCAGUAGUUACCUACUGUCUUUGGUGACACUUAGGAAUAUCGCCAACACUCUGAUCCCCUAAGACAUAGACCAGGGCUAUUCACCUCUGGCCCUCGAUUCCAAAAUCCAGGCCUUGUUUUCAGUUCUCCCAAGUAGUUAGUUUACUCAUUACUGAUUCUGAUUGGCCAGAGGCUUUACACCUGACUCACAGAUGAAGGAAGGCUGGAAAAUCGGCAGGGCUCGAACCUUGAGCUGCAUACCUUCGACAUAGACAUACCAGAAUCGCCGACUUUAUAGAAUCCAACAAUAACGGCACAUUUUAUUGGGCAACCCAAUGCCGCUUAAAUGCAGGACAAUCCCCUAGCUAACAUGGGAAAGAAUGAUGCCCGUUGUGGACGUCUAGGCAUUUGGAGGUGGUAUUGCCUCUAAGUGGUUAGCAUUGCGGCCUCACAGGUCCAGGGUUUGAUGUUCAAAUCCUACCCCUGGUUGUGGGCUUUCCCCGAGUGCUCCGGUGUCCUUCCAUAGUCCAAAAGCUUGCAGCUAGGUGUAUCUAAAUUGCCUAUAGUGUGCCUGUGUACACCACAAUGGACUUGCAUCCCAUCUAGGGUAUUUUCAGCCCUGUUCCCUGUCUUCCCUGGGAUAGACUCCAAGUGUGUCUGAACUGGAUAAGAGGCUGAAAGUUAUAUGGAUCAUUCUGCUUCUGGUCUGCCUGUACUGCCCAGAGUUUGCCAGAUUUAAUUUCCGUUAAUGCCUCUGGUGCUGAUUCCGGCUACUCACAUAGAAUAUAAAAGUUUGACUGGCCAUUCAGUCUUUAACGUUAUGAGUAACAAGGCUAGGAGUUUAGGUGUGAAACAGUUAGGAAUAUUAUGUGCCACUGAAUUCUAAAUCUGUCUGUAAAAGAAACUUCUGCCAUAUUAGAUAGGUGGAGGACUCCCUCGCACUCCCUAACCAUUGCAUGUAGUCGUGGGAGGAAAUCGGGGUACAGAAAGGAAACCCACAAGUAUCCGUGGAACACACUCAGAAAGGCACAGGCGCUGAGCUGGGAGCAGAUUCAAACCCACAGGUAUCCGUGGAACACACUCAGAAAGGCACAGGCGCUGAGCUGGGAGCAGAUUCAAACCCACAGCCCAGGAGAUGUGAGGUGACAGAGCUACUCACUAAAACACCCCCACAUCAAAACAACAGGGAUAUCUCUAUUAGCACAUCAGCUGGCUUUCAAGCACACAAGGAAUUCGCAAUCAGAUUAAUUAAACACAAUUUGUGGAAAGGGGAAUAAAGUUUUAACUAUAUAACUGAACGAGCUGACCUGUUAUUACUCAGAAUCCGUGUGAAGCUGUAACCCGACGUAGUUUUCAGAGUCUCGCUUGAAAUUUCUAAUAGCAACUUAGCAAAGUCAAAAGGCUGAGAGGUUUAG
This is a messenger RNA of Brienomyrus brachyistius, 3731 nucleotides long. Its product is annotated as LIM/homeobox protein Lhx9. Gene Ontology annotation, molecular function: DNA-binding transcription factor activity, RNA polymerase II-specific; RNA polymerase II transcription regulatory region sequence-specific DNA binding. The transcript is spliced from 5 exons. Bases 378 to 1313 code for a protein of 311 amino acids. Gene Ontology annotation, cellular component: nucleus. Lineage: Eukaryota; Metazoa; Chordata; Actinopteri; Osteoglossiformes; Mormyridae. Gene Ontology annotation, biological process: regulation of transcription by RNA polymerase II; neuron differentiation. The record is from RefSeq and is a predicted model, not a curated record.